CACGUCGGUCAGUGCUGAGGUUAUACGAGCUUGCAGACGUGUCGGGAUGUUCGAAAGGUGGAGAUGGAACUUGGCUUUUAUCUACGGAGCUCCAGCAACGUGCGGACUAGUUUCUCACCAUCACAGAAUCAUUAUUAUGUACUCGUUAUAUAUGAUUUUUGGAUUGUAUGAAACAAUACAGUGCCAUGUGGAAUAAGUGACUCGCAGCACUCGAUUAUUUAGGAAAAAAGGAUUAAUUGCAAAAUUUCGUGUCGAAGAGAAGCUGAUCUCAUUAACUUCAUCGUCUUCUAAACUUUACGUUUUAGCAAUGUGAUCUCAUCAAUCUUUUACAUUUGUCAUGCGAUUAUGUGGGCAGAGCAUACAAUGACACCAUUGACUUCGACUAAUGAAACUGCGAGUAGUAUUUCACCCUUUUCUGAUGUCAUCACCUACGUCACGUCGGUAACAAAACCAAAUUUACCAAAUCCUAAACCAACAGUGUCGCUGUCAUUGGAUCCUCGACCGAUCGUUAUUCCGAUUCUGUCUUGCAUCAUCAGUUUUCCUAUAAUCACGUUUGCCAUUAUUUGCGCUCUCAGGUACCGAGCGCAACGUUUACGCAAACGCGAUCGUCUCCGUCGCUUGCAAGCGGGAUAUCGUUCCGUUACCUUGGACAUUCCGAAUCGUGAAAAGCCGUCUCUGUUUUCGAGAGAUUCUUCCUCGGAUCUAAAGGUUCUAGGAGAAAAAUCGGACACGUGUGGGUCACCGGCGUCACCUUUGACCUCUAGGAGAACGUCCAGGAACAAUAGCCAAGUGACUUUUGUGACCGCAGCCGUUAUGCACGUACCGGAACUAUUGAAUCAAAACGGGAGGUUGAAGCGUGGUUCCAAAACUGUGGUCUCGUUUUGGGAAGAACCGGUACAAGGGGAGGACGUACACGAACUGUCCGAAGGAACGAAGCAAAAUAUAUCUAUUUCCAGGUAGCAUUUAUUCUGCGUCGUGCCACCAAGUGCCUCUAAAUUCCGAAAUCCCUCGUUUAAGAAGGACAAUCAAUCGGUGGCAAUAGAAACAAAAUUAUUUUCUAUAAUAAAACCCGUCUGAUCUGAAUUUAAAAAGUCGAAUUUUUUUUUUAAUUUAGAUCACCGAAAAUAAUAUAAAUAUAUCUUUAAAAACAAUAAUUACUACUCGAAACGUCUUCGAAAAAUCAAAAAUUGUGUUUAAAAUUACGCUUUAAAGUGAGAAAAACUGUACAUUUAUAGUAUUUAGAAGUUAAAUCUUGUAGUAUUUUUAAAAUAUAAUUAUAUUUAGAAUUAAAAUGAAGAAACAUUCUGGGACCAUCUCGUUAAUGUUUUGCCACUCGAAAAGACAUUUAUAAAGUUACUAAAAAAGUUGGUUUUUGUCCACGUAUUUUUACAAAACGACAAAAUUUCUGUUCGGAACGUCCCUACUUAAACUGAAAAAUUCAAACAAAUGAAACUGGUGGAUUAUUUCAAUACAAAUUUU
Centruroides sculpturatus (bark scorpion) is the source of this 1479-nucleotide messenger RNA. RefSeq lists its product as uncharacterized. NCBI's taxonomy places the organism in Eukaryota, Metazoa, Arthropoda, Arachnida, Scorpiones, Buthidae. The record is from RefSeq and is a predicted model, not a curated record. The coding region runs from base 346 to 960 and encodes 204 amino acids. The transcript is spliced from 4 exons.